Molecule: messenger RNA, 903 nt
Organism: Meyerozyma guilliermondii ATCC 6260
Lineage: Eukaryota; Fungi; Ascomycota; Pichiomycetes; Serinales; Debaryomycetaceae
Product: ribosome biogenesis protein TSR3
Exons: 1
Coding region: 1-903 (300 amino acids)
Biological process (GO): maturation of SSU-rRNA
Molecular function (GO): rRNA small subunit aminocarboxypropyltransferase activity
Source: RefSeq, a predicted model, not a curated record
AUGAAGGGAAAAAACAAAGUCAGCGAAAGCAAGUCACGCCAGACUUCUAAUGGCCAUAAAUCGAAACAGCAUCACUUGAGGAAAGGUAGGCAAGAAUCCCGAACCACAAAUGUUGAAAAUGAUCGACUUCCAGUUAAACUAGCAAUGUGGGAUUUUGAUCAUUGUGAUCCAAAACGGUGUUCGGGGAAAAAAUUGGAGCGUUUGGGUCUCAUAAAGAACUUACGCAUUGGUCAGAAGUUUAGUGGUGUGGUAGUGUCUCCAAAUGGAAAGGGAGUAGUAUGUCCUGAUGACAGAGAGAUUGUAGAGGAGUUUGGAAGUUCGGUAGUAGAAUGUUCAUGGGCACGAUUGGACGAAGUACCCUUCAACAAAAUUGGAGGAAAGCACGAGAGAUUGCUCCCGUACCUUGUUGCAGCAAACCCAGUGAAUUAUGGUCGACCUUGGCGACUCAAUUGUGUUGAAGCAUUGGCUGCCUGUUUUGCCAUAGUUGGACACUGGGACUGGGCCGAAGUGCUUCUCGAAAACUUUAGUUGGGGAUUGACAUUUUUGAAAAUCAACAAGGAGCUCUUGGAGAUAUACAUGCAAUGUUCAGAUUCUGACUCGGUCAAUAAAGCACAGGAGGAAUGGUUGCAACGAAUACAAGACGAGGCCAAGAAUCGAAAAGAACAGGCGAAAAAUGAAGACUUGUGGAUGAUGGGUAAUGUUAAUAGACACGGCAGCGAUGAAGAAGAAGAUGAUGAUUCAGAGAGAGAAUCCGAAGAUGAAGUCGAGUCAGAGAAGAAAUCUGAAGAAGUGGAGGUUGAUGCGCUCGGAAACUUUGUCACCAAAAAAGUUGAAGAAGAAUUUGACGACAGCGAAGUGGAAGAAAUUUAUGACAAAUUGGGCAAUUUGGUUGUACAAGACUGA